GAAACCGUGCCAGAGCGUGCAUCGCGCUUGUACUCCCGCGAGGCCGGAUCUACGCAAAGGAUUAAACAUUCUCCCCAUCAAAAUUCUUUCGGCCAACUUCAGCUUUAGUCCUAAGGAGAGUGAGCCAGUGCUCCUGUUGGAUCUGCCUGCAUCGACUGCCGGAGUGUAACGCGUCUGUAGAAAUUAUGAAAAUAAUAGUUAUUGGCCCCUGUCAGUCUGGAAAGACGGCUAUUUCCAACUACCUGGCCGAGGCGACGGAAAACUCUUCCGGGCAAUAUCAGCCUACAAAGGGAGUGCGAAUCCUGGAAUUUGAGAGCCCGCAAAUCUUGGUCAAAGGACGACAAAUCACAACGCCAGUGGAACUUUGGGAUUGCAGCGGCGACCAGAAGUACGAAAACUGCUGGCCUGCGUUUGCUAAAGAUGCACAAGGCAUUAUAUUUGUCUAUUCUUCGGACCAAAAGAAUGUGUCAACGGCGCUUGACGUGUGGUACAACAACUUCGUUCAAUCGCAAGGCGUGAAGGACUCCCAGUGCGUCGUGUUCUGCCACAGAAAGUCCAGCGAGCGCCCUGCAGGGAACCCUUCUCAACUGUCACACUUGUUCGCCCGGGUCACUUGGGUGUCGACUAGCAUAGAUGACGCCGAGGACGGCGGUAAAGGCGGAGAGCAGACACGACACGAGUUCAACAGGUUCCUAGAACGGCUGUCCAAUGAGUUGAACGAAAGGCACGACCAGGAAGAGCUCAGCAUUAUCGGGCAGGCCUGAACAUGUUUUGG
Messenger RNA from Rhipicephalus sanguineus (brown dog tick), 775 nucleotides. RefSeq names its product intraflagellar transport protein 22 homolog. Bases 186 to 764 code for a protein of 192 amino acids. Gene Ontology annotation, cellular component: endomembrane system. Gene Ontology annotation, molecular function: GTPase activity. The record is from RefSeq and is a predicted model, not a curated record. The transcript has 5 exons. Gene Ontology annotation, biological process: intracellular protein transport. Lineage: Eukaryota; Metazoa; Arthropoda; Arachnida; Ixodida; Ixodidae.